Trametes versicolor FP-101664 SS1 is the source of this 489-nucleotide messenger RNA. RefSeq lists its product as uncharacterized. NCBI's taxonomy places the organism in Eukaryota, Fungi, Basidiomycota, Agaricomycetes, Polyporales, Polyporaceae. The record is from RefSeq and is a predicted model, not a curated record. The transcript has 6 exons. The annotation marks the transcript as partial.
ACACUCCCGUAUUUUCCCCCGCGCCUCUCCUCACGAAAUGGAAGCCCCCAAGCCCGCGAUGACCACCGUGUCCCAGCCCCAGGCCGUCCAGAUGACCGCCAUGAACCCCCCCGCUCGCCAGAGCACCCAGCACUCGGAAGAGUGCCAGAACAAGCGCGGCCUCGCCGCCCGCCUGCGUGGUGGAGGAGCUGGGCGGGACUGCUUCUUGGGCCUGAUCGAGUGCUUCCUCUGCUUCGAGUGCUGCAAAGACUGCUGCGAGUGCUGCGCGGACAUCAUCUGCUGCCCGUGCGAGAUGUGCUGCUAGAUUAUGGCGCACCAUCAACAUCGCUCCCCACGCACACGCUGUAGAGAAUGCUAUGACGUACCGGUCGUGCACAAGCUCCGGAGAGCGCGGCUCCUUUGGUUUAUGCUCUAUAUUGUAUGGACCACCUCUGGAUGGAGUGUGUAGUCCUGGUAUUGUACACCUGAUGACAUCGUUAUCCAUGCUUC